AGUCAUUGACUGUAAAGCAGCUAAUCUCUGUUGCAGAUGAGGAUUACCCUACUUUUUCUCCUUCUCUUGACUGUGAUAAAUGGUUACAAAAUUGUGUUCUUCGUACUAGACAUUUCUACGAGCCAGGUGAUAUUCAACAAGCGGAUUGCUGAAACGCUUGCAGAUCGUGGUCACAAUGUGACAAUGGUUCUUGUAAAAGCGCUUGAUGAGACGCGGAAAAACGAAAUCCCGAUCAAGGAGAAUAUAAACUUGUAUAUCGUAAAUGGAUCCAUUGGAGUUACGCGAGAAGAGUUCGAAAAUCAGCAGAAAUCCGUUAUGUUUGAGGACUACUCUUUGUUUGACAGAAAAGUAUGGAAAUCAGCGCAGACUGGCAGACAAUUCAUAUUUGGAUCGUGCAGAAAUAUUCUCAGCAAUGCCGAGUUUCUUACUUGGCUUAAGGAGCAGCACUUUGAUCUAGCCUUCUUAUAUGCGUUUCAAGCUUGUCCAGUGGGACUCGUACAUAUCGGUCGCAUUCCAUCAUGGAUAUGGCUUAUCAGGUAG
Messenger RNA from Cylicocyclus nassatus, 540 nucleotides. The record is from the annotation of a GenBank genome assembly. Lineage: Eukaryota; Metazoa; Nematoda; Chromadorea; Rhabditida; Strongylidae.